AUGGCGAUUAUGAUCACGAGGGAAGUGCUUGAGGUCGGUGGUGGAGGAGGAGGAGGAAGAAUCAGCUAUGAGGACUGGAGCGACUGCCUCCAGAGUUACCUCCUCUCUCGAGAUCUUUGGCAUGGCUUCAUCAUUGUUGACGACGACGAGCAGCCAAUUUCCUCGGAAGAAGAUGAUGACUGGCGGCGGAAGAACGCGGCGGCGCUGCACGCGAUCAAGUUCUCGUGCGGCAGCGGCGUUCUCCGGCAGAUUCGGGGGUGUUGGGCCGCAUAG
Molecule: messenger RNA, 273 nt
Organism: Linum tenue
Lineage: Eukaryota; Viridiplantae; Streptophyta; Magnoliopsida; Malpighiales; Linaceae
Source: the annotation of a GenBank genome assembly